AAUAAUUCAACAAUAAAAAUGGUACUUAUAUAUAAGUUAUUCAGCCAUCUGCUUAAACAAUGAAGUUAAGAAGUUAAAAUUAUCAUGGAAACGUUAAUAAAGCUGGAAAAGUUCCUAAAUCAUUAAUUGUAAUGAAAUAAAAUAAUUUCAUAGAAAAAAGAGGAAAACCUUCCUGUAGGACCGAUUUUGUUAGGUGUAUUUUUAUUUGUUGUUGUUGGUUCUGGUAAAUUAUAAUUUUAAGAUUUUAGCUUUAUUUUAAAUACUUAAUGUUGCUUCAAGUGGAUAAGAAAUUUGAUAUAUAU
Paramecium sonneborni is the source of this 302-nucleotide messenger RNA. Lineage: Eukaryota; Ciliophora; Oligohymenophorea; Peniculida; Parameciidae. The record is from the annotation of a GenBank genome assembly.